AUGAUUGCACCUCUUUCCCAAAUUCUUUCAAACUCUGAGAAAUUGUUUGAUUUUGUUGUGAAUGAAGGACAUGGAGUUAAGGGCCUAUGUGAUAUAGGAAUUCAAGUACUUCCCAAACAAUAUAUUCAACCACUCGAAGAACGAAUCACUACGAGCAUUGUAAUAACCGAUGAUUCAAUCCCAUUAAUCGACACAUCCAAUUGGGAUGAUCCAAAAGCGGCUGAUCAAAUUUGCAAAGCAGCACAAAACUGGGGUUUCUUUCAAGUUAUCAAUCAUGGAAUUCCUAUUGAAGUUCUUGAGAAUAUAAAAGAGACAAUCCAUCGUUUCUUCAAUUUACCAACUAAAGAAAAAAAGAAGUAUACAAAUUCACUUUCGAGUAAUGUGAGGUAUGCAACAAGCUUUAAUCCUGAAGCAGAGAAGACACUGAGCUGGAGAGAUUAUGUUUCUCUUGUCCAUAUUUCUGAUGAUGAAGCUAUUUCAUUUUGGCCUACUUCUUGCAGGGAAGAAGCACUUGAAUACUUGAAGAGUUGUGAUACUGUUAUAAGGAAGAUUUUGAAGUUGCUAAUGGGAGGAUUGAAUGUAAAAGAGAUUGAUGAAGAAACAGAGGAACUUUUAAUGGGUUUAAAGAGAAUUAACUUUAAUUACUAUCCAAAAUGUCCCAAUCCAGAGAUUUCAAUUGGAGUAGGACGUCAUUCAGAUAUUUCAACAAUCACUGUUCUUCUUCAAGAUGAUAUCGGUGGGCUCUAUGUGAAAAAACAUGAGACUAAUGUUUGGAUUCAUAUACCUCCGGUUAACGGGGCUCUAGUAAUCAAUAUUGGUGAUGCACUUCAAAUAAUGAGUAAUGACAAGUACAAGAGUGUUGAACAUUGUGUGAUUGCUAAUGGGAGCAACAAUAGGGUUUCUGUACCCAUUUUCUUGCAUCCAAAGGCUACAAGCAUUAUUGGUCCUUUAAAAGAAGUGCUACAGAAUGGAGAGAAACCAAUUUACAAGCAAAUUCUUUACGCAGAUUACACCAACAUCUUCUUCAGCAAAGGUCAUGAUGGGAAGGACACAGUCAAAUUUGCUAAGAUAUAG
Solanum stenotomum is the source of this 1074-nucleotide messenger RNA. RefSeq names its product feruloyl CoA ortho-hydroxylase F6H1-3-like. NCBI's taxonomy places the organism in Eukaryota, Viridiplantae, Streptophyta, Magnoliopsida, Solanales, Solanaceae. Bases 1 to 1074 code for a protein of 357 amino acids. The record is from RefSeq and is a predicted model, not a curated record. The transcript has 2 exons.